Messenger RNA from Kockovaella imperatae, 2465 nucleotides. RefSeq lists its product as hypothetical. Bases 444 to 2465 code for a protein of 673 amino acids. NCBI's taxonomy places the organism in Eukaryota, Fungi, Basidiomycota, Tremellomycetes, Tremellales, Cuniculitremaceae. The record is from RefSeq and is a predicted model, not a curated record. The transcript is spliced from 2 exons.
CUCGCGCGAACCGAUCUCAUUGACUGCUUCCGCGAUCUCUGCGCAUUGAGAAGCUGGCCUGAGGUUCCCAAUCGGAGCUCCCACCCAUCCAUUGGUCGGAGUGAGACAUACAACCGCUCCGGAAACGUCUUGCAGGUUUCACCAAGCCCCAUGUGUCUCAAUCUGAUGCGUCCAUUCCUGCGUUUAGAACAAACGUAUGACAGGCGCAAGCAAGAUGCUCCCUUUUGAUAUACCCACUUCGUACAUGCUGAGCAUGGACUUUGGAAUCAGAGGGUCCAUGAUUGGGAUAGAAAAUUGACGCUCUGCUCUUCAACGUUGUACAUUCUACCUCUGAUCUGCCUUUUGUCAACUAUAGGCAGUGCACCCGCUGGACGGUGGUUAGAUAUACCCUCUACAAGCCUCAGGACGGCUCAGCGCGGGUCGCACAGCCCCCAUCAAGUAUAAUGUCCGACUCGACCACUGUCCGACCUAAACGGUCUUGCCGACCUCGACCUAAGCGCAGGCGCUUUUCGACUCUCUCGAAACGUAUCAUGAUGUCUCCUCCUCAAUCUUUCUUAGACGCUACAGCCAUCUCCAAUCCCCCUCAACAAUUCACAAACCCACUGGUCUUUGGGCAAAAUGGUCAAGCGUCGAUCGUCAGUGAUGAUGAUCCCCCUGCUUCGCCUCUGCAGCAGCAGCAGCCGCCCAACAACGCUCAGCCACAGUCUGGUCCUCAGAACGCGGUUCAAAAGGGAAUGAACAAUGCCCAGCCUGUCGCUCAGAACACACCGGCAACGACUCAAGAAUCACCUCAGGCGACUCAACCUGCCACUAGUCCAUCCACCGAUGCGCCUACAACACAGCUGCAGACGGACACCGAGACCCAAGGCAGCGCCACCAUGUCUCCAAGCGAGGCAUCACCCUCCGUCACAGUCUCCACUUCGCUUUCUGUCGACACAACCUCGACCUCCAUCACAUCCUUGAUUCCUUCCAGCUCGAUGACUGCCUCAAUGUCCAGCUCCUCGUCAAUCUCUUCCUCCUCGAGCCUCUCGACAAGCUCGACAAGCUCCGCCUCUGCGUCCGCUGCGGCUUCUGCAUCCGCAGCUUCGACCGCUAACAGCUCCGCCAAACCAUUCACCGAUUCCGCGCUCUUUGUGGUCGUCUGUGUCCUGGGAUCGUUGAUCGUCCUUUCCGUCGUCGCGACAUCACUUUCGUGGAUCUUUCGACGGUCAGCUUGUGGUUGUCCUCCAUGUGGUGGUAGACGCAAACGAGAUGCGGAUGAUGGUCUUUCGGACGUGGUGUACUCGUUUCAUUCACAUUCCCGAAGUACGAGUUUGAGCCGAAGAGCCAGUUCGGGGAUCGGUCUUGGUUUCGGAGGAAUCAGUAUGAACGGGUCCACUAUCAGUGGACCCGGGAUGGCAGGCGUAGGCAUGGGUCCCGGUGGUGUUAUCCCGAAUGCCUUUUCCGAGAAGGAUGGAGGGGUACAUAGACGUUCAACUAUGCUCGCCAGCUUUCCGGAGAACUCAAAAUUCCUCCAUACGGGUGACGCAGAGGGAUUCCCCGCCCUGCAUGAUAUCGGCAAUGUAAGGAGUGAAAGCGAGAUCCAUGGAUCAGACGGCCAGAUCAUGCAAGGUCAAGAUGGCAUGUUGUGGAAUGUCCCUCUCACACCGGCCAUGAGAAACCUCCAACCUAUGCAAGACGAUCAGUCCGUAGUGGAUCAAGCUGGUCGUUAUGCCAGUACGGGUCCUUUGGAAAUUCGAAACCUGUCCCCGGGUGACCUGGAUCGACGAUCGACCAUCUUGAGUUGGGCGAAUCGAUCUGCAGCGGCUCCUAGAGGGCAUGAUGGCAUGUCGAGGAUGAAGACCGUCGACGAGGAAGGAUUCGCAGAUGUGUCUGAUGAUCAUUCAGAACUCCGGACACUUCCCAGUCGUGCUUCUUCUUCCCGGUUGAGCGUUCCAAACUUUUCUGCCCCUGAAGCCCGAGAAUACUUGCCCUCCGCAUACUCUUCACCAUCCGAUACGAUCAUCGAUCUUCGACCCGGUCGGAGAAGUGAUACCCUCAUCAGCAGUAUCAAAUAUACCGAGUCGGAAUCUCCAUCCAGGGCAGGUACAUGGGCAUCGAAUCUAAGAGAUACGCUAUUUGCCGCAAUCCAAAGUGACGCUCGUGGUAAAGCUGGGGGAAUGAUUGACGAAGAGGCCGAUGGAUACACGAGAUCAGUCGGACCUAUUGGACAAUCCAGACGAUCCAUCAAUCGAGUUGGUCCGCGAUCAUCGGUCGUUGAAGGACAGGACGAAAAGGACCUGUCGAGUUACUAUUUGCAGCCUACUUUAUCGAGUUCCACUAUUUCGACCCUGGGACCAAGACAGAGUAUGACGAGGACCGCUCCCUUGAGGCAGAGUCGACGGUUCCAGGGUGACGACGCAUUACCUGGGAGAAGAUAUUCAGCGAGCUAUGGCAGGUCCAUGGCUGGUAAUGAGGUAUACUAG